AUGCCGGACAGCGACAAGAACCAGUACUGCAAGAUAGUCGAGCAAUUACGUGGCCACUUCGAGUCUCCUCACUUCCGCAGCUCGUCAGCAACUCAGCGACUGCAAACAAGGGCAAUCGGAGUCCGCACGCAGCUAACCCCCCACUUCGACGAGGCGGUAGUCAAGGCAAUCACCUACGAAUCUCUUCUAGCGGAUGCAGCUAAUGCCAUCACCAUAUUUCCACCGGUGCAGGCACCAACCCCCGUAGUUCACGCCGUGCAAGCACAACGCGGAAAUUUUAGAGGACCGGCGCAAUAUUACCAGCGCAGACCCAAUUUCGCCAAUCGCCAGCUGUCGGCAAGUCCACAUCAAAGGGGUACCUUUAACCGCAGAGCUAUGGAACGAGCCCCAAAUUCGGACGUGACGUGUUUUCGUUGUGGCAGAACAGGCCACAUCCAAACAUUUUGCAGAUACGAUUUACCGCCGGCUCACUUGGCCCCACCUAGGCCGUUCUAUCGAUCCGGAAACCGACGUCCUAACAACCUAGGACAACGGCAACAGCAAGGCCCUUGGAGUGGACGUCGUCCCCUAGAUAAUCAGAGGUGGAACAACAAUAACAAGGUGCAGCUCACUAACCCAUCUAUUUUCAGACAGCCUGCUUCCCGUAGCCAACCGAAGGUAUUCGCCCUCGAGCCAACGGACGACACCACGCCAGUGGAUGAGCGACCAACAGAAGGAUGCCCACAUCGCAGCUCUCAUCGAGAGGAACAGCGCGUUGGCGGACUUAGCGUUCGCAACCCGCGACCUUAA
Ostertagia ostertagi is the source of this 789-nucleotide messenger RNA. NCBI's taxonomy places the organism in Eukaryota, Metazoa, Nematoda, Chromadorea, Rhabditida, Trichostrongylidae. The record is from the annotation of a GenBank genome assembly.